GCAGGGGGCGGGGCGCAGCGAGGAGCAGGGAGCAGCGGCCGGCUGGCAGCGGCGGCGGCGGCGGCGGGCGGCUGCUGGCACCAGCUGCGCGAGCAGGUUACCCGCGGCGGAGGUAGCCAGGCCGCCCCAGAGGGGCGAUCGCGAAGGCUAGGGCUCCGGCCCGCCUCGCCCUGAUGCUGCGGUGAGCACUCCAACUCCGCGCACUUGUCGCCGCGCCCGGCCGGCCCCAGCCCCGAGCGAUCCGGCGUUCCCCGCCCCGCCAACCCCGGCCCUACCUGAGGCCGCCGUCGGGGGAGGGGUGUCCCCCCAGCUCUGCGGAGCCGCAUGAACAAUAGGCGGCGGCGGCUCCUGCGGGCGGCGGCAGCCCCGCACCCUAUGGAUCGGCCGCUCCAUGGAGCCCUCCAGAGCGCUUCUCGGCUGCCUGGCGAGCGCCGCCGCUGCCGCCCCGCCGGGGGAGGAUGGAGCCGGGGCUGGGGCCGAGGAGGAGGAAGAAGAGGAGGAGGAGGCGGUGGCGGCCCCCCGGGAGCUGGGCUGCGGCGCGCCGCUGCCCUACUGGACGGCCGUGUUCGAGUACGAGGCGGCGGGCGAGGACGAGCUGACCCUGCGGCUGGGCGACGUGGUGGAGGUGCUGUCCAAGGACUCGCAGGUGUCCGGGGACGAGGGCUGGUGGACCGGGCAGCUGAACCAGCGAGUGGGCAUCUUCCCGAGCAACUACGUGACCCCGCGCAGCGCCUUCUCCAGCCGCUGCCAGCCCGGCGGCGAAGACCCCAGUUGCUACCCGCCCAUUCAGUUGUUAGAGAUUGAUUUUGCGGAGCUGACCUUGGAAGAGAUUAUCGGCAUUGGGGGCUUUGGGAAGGUCUAUCGUGCUUUCUGGAUUGGGGAUGAGGUCGCUGUGAAAGCAGCUCGCCAUGAUCCCGACGAGGACAUCAGCCAGACCAUAGAGAACGUCCGCCAGGAGGCCAAGCUCUUUGCCAUGCUGAAGCACCCCAACAUCAUUGCCCUUCGGGGGGUGUGUCUGAAGGAACCCAACCUCUGCUUGGUCAUGGAGUUUGCUCGUGGAGGGCCUUUGAAUAGAGUGUUAUCUGGGAAAAGGAUUCCCCCAGACAUCCUGGUGAACUGGGCCGUGCAGAUUGCCAGAGGGAUGAACUACUUACAUGAUGAGGCGAUUGUCCCCAUCAUCCACCGCGACCUUAAAUCCAGCAACAUACUGAUCCUCCAGAAGGUGGAGAAUGGAGACCUGAGCAACAAGGUUCUGAAGAUCACUGAUUUCGGCCUGGCUCGGGAAUGGCACCGAACCACCAAGAUGAGCGCGGCCGGGACGUAUGCCUGGAUGGCCCCUGAAGUCAUUCGUGCCUCCAUGUUUUCCAAAGGCAGCGACGUGUGGAGCUAUGGGGUGCUGCUUUGGGAGCUCCUGACUGGUGAGGUGCCCUUCCGGGGAAUCGAUGGCUUAGCAGUCGCUUAUGGAGUGGCCAUGAACAAGCUUGCCCUUCCCAUUCCUUCUACAUGCCCGGAACCUUUUGCCAAACUCAUGGAAGAUUGCUGGAAUCCCGACCCCCAUUCACGCCCAUCUUUCACGAGUAUCCUGGACCAGCUAACUACCAUAGAGGAGUCUGGUUUCUUUGAAAUGCCCAAGGACUCCUUCCACUGCCUGCAGGAUGACUGGAAACACGAGAUUCAGGAGAUGUUUGACCAACUCAGGGCCAAAGAAAAGGAGCUACGCACCUGGGAGGAGGAGCUGACGCGGGCCGCGCUCCAGCAGAAGAACCAGGAGGAACUGCUGCGGCGUCGGGAGCAGGAGCUGGCAGAGCGGGAAAUCGACAUUCUGGAACGAGAGCUCAACAUCAUCAUCCACCAGUUAUGCCAGGAGAAGCCCCGGGUCAAGAAGCGCAAGGGCAAGUUCAGGAAGAGCCGGCUGAAGCUUAAGGAUGGAAAUCGCAUUAGCCUCCCUUCUGACUUCCAGCACAAGUUCACGGUACAGGCCUCGCCCACCAUGGAUAAAAGGAAGAGUCUGAUCAACAGCCGGUCCAGUCCUCCUGCAAGCCCCACCAUCAUCCCUCGCCUUCGUGCCAUCCAGUUGACACCAGGCGAAAGCAGCAAAACCUGGGGCCGGAGCUCUGUGGUCCCUAAGGAGGAGGGGGAGGAGGAGGAGAAGAGGGCCCCCAAGAAGAAGGGGCGGACGUGGGGGCCAAGUACACUUGGUCAGAAGGAAUUUGCCUCAGGAGACGAAGGAUCCCCUCAGAGACGGGAGAAAGCUAAUGGUUUAAGUACCCCAUCAGAGUCUCCACAUUUCCACUUGGGCCUCAAGUCCCUGGUAGAUGGAUACAAACAGUGGUCGUCCAGUGCCCCCAACCUGGGGAAGGGCCCGAGGAGUAGUCCAGCCCUGCCAGGGUUCACCAGCCUUAUGGAGAUGGAGGAUGAGGACAGCGAAGGCCCACGGAGUGGGGAGAGUCGUCUCCCGCCGUCACCCAGCCAGUCCUACCUCUGUAUCCCAUUCCCUCGCGGGGAAGAUGGGGAUGGCCCCCUCAGCGACGGUGGUCACGAGGAGCCCACCCCGGUCAACUCAGCCACCAGUACCCCUCAGCUGACGCCAACCAACAGCCUCAAGCGGGGCGGCCCCAACCACCGCCGCUGCGAGGUGGCUCUGCUCGGCUGCGGGGCCGUCCUCGCUGCCACGGGCCUCGGGUUUGACCUGCUGGAAGCUGGCAAGUGCCAGCUGCUGCCCCCGGAGGAGCCCGAGCCACCAGCCCGGGAGGAGAAGAAGAGGCGCGAGGGGCUCUUCCUGAGAGCCAGCCGGCCCCGCCGGAGCACCAGCCCCCCAUCCCGGAAGCUCUUCAAGAAGGAGGAGCCCGUGCUGUUGCUAGGAGACCCCUCCACCUCGCUGACGCUGCUGUCUCUCUCCUCCAUCUCCGAGUGCAACUCCACUCGCUCCCUGCUGAGAUCCGACAGCGAUGAGAUCGUGGUGUAUGAGAUGCCCGUCAGCCCCGUGGAGGCCCCGGCCCUGAGCCCCUGCACCCGCAACCCCCUGGUCAACGUCCGAGUGGAGCGCUUCAAACGAGACCCAAAGCAGUCCCUGACCCCCACCCACGUCACCCUCACGGCCCCCGCGCAGCCCAGCGCCCACCGGCGGACUCCUUCCGACGGGGCCCUCAAGCCGGCUGCCCCUCCAGCCAGCAGGAGCCCCUCCUCCAGCAAUGGGCUGAGUCCCAGCCCUGGAGCAGGAAUGUUGAAAACCCCCAGCCCCAGCCGAGACCCAGGUGAAUUCCCCCGUCUCCCUGACCCCAAUGUGGUCUUUCCCCCGACCCCAAGGCGCUGGAACACCCAGCAGGACUCUACCUUGGAGAGACCCAAGACCCUGGAGUUUCUGCCUCGGCCACGUCCUUCGGCCAACCGGCAACGGCUGGACCCAUGGUGGUUUGUGUCCCCCAGCCACGCCCGUAGCGCCUCCCCAGCCAACAGCUCCAGCACAGAGACACCCAGCAACCUGGACUCCUGCUUGGCCAGCAGCAGCAGCACCGUGGAGGACCGGCCAGGCCUGCCAGCUCUGCUCCCCUUCCAGGCGGGGCCGCUGCCACCCACCGAGCGGACGCUUCUGGACCUGGAUGCGGAGGGCCAGAGUCAGGACAGCACUGUGCCGCUGUGCAGAGCUGAACUGAACACACACAGGCCUGCCCCUUAUGAGAUCCAGCAAGAGUUCUGGUCUUAGCACGCAAAGGGUUGAGGGUGGGCAAGGGGGGACGCAGGAGGAGACGGGGAGGGGAGCUGGCUGGCACAGCCCUUUCUCAGAAUUGGACCCCCCUGAGCCUCCCGCCCUACUUCUUGCACUGAUAAUGCACUUUGAAGAUGGAAGGGAUGGAAGCAGGGCCCCUUCAGAGGGCUUCUCACCCUGCAGGGCCCUUCUCCCUAGGUCCGCUGGAGGGGUUGUGGCCAUCAGCUCUGGCUGUGUGGGGGAGGGAGGGGUGCGUGCAUGUCCCCCACCCUCCACAGUCUUCUCGCCUUCAGGGUGACUCUGCAGAGUCACUCAGCCGAAUCUGCCUGCUGCUCCCUCUCUUCAGCCCCCAGGGGGUGCCCUCCUGGGGUCCCUCUGUUAGCCCUGAGUUCAGCCUUCCCACACACCCAGUACUGGAUGUUCUCUGAUUGAUUUUGCUCCUCUUCCAUGUGCUUUCCCGACACUCAUGAAUGAGAAUCUCGUUUGGUAUGAGAUGUGAGCUUUUCUGCGUCCUAAGCCCUAUGGUGCCGGCUGGAGAACGAAAGGCAGAGUGCCCCCUCGUUGGGCACAGGAAUUGAGGGAGCUGGGACCGCCUGCUGCACUUCCGUGCACCCCACUUCUUUAUUUGAGCCUCCCAGUGGUACGGGACCUGCCUUCGUGAGAACUGGAAGGAGGAGGGAGUUAGGAAAUACAGUCGAGUUGCAGUAAAGAGGGUCACAGAGUCUGUCUGUCCUCGUUUCUUUUAUAAACACUCAAAGAAGGGCAGAAACCAGCACAUGUUGACAGCACCCAUCUCCUGCCUGGGGGUCCAGACGUGGUCAGACCCGGUUCUGAAUCAAAUAUGCACUCAUCCCAGGAAUUGCCUGGGGAGGCUCAAUCUCUGGUGUCAGUUCUGAAACCAGAGACAAAGUUCCUGUGUUUGCCCCUUUUGUCAUCUGAUCUGUAUGUGUCUUCCCUUGCCUUGAUCUGCCCUCCAGUCCCUGGAAUUAGUGGAUCUGGGGUUACAUGUUUGGUGGGGAGGUAUCUCUACCAUGCACAGAAUAGCAUGUAGAAUCGGGUCCUAGACACUGGGAGUUGGAGCCAUGGGGCUUCCUGCUUGCCUGUCAUCAUUCUGCAAUGCCCAUAAAGUCAAACGAGCCCUUAGUUCCUUAUGUGAAUGGAUGUGGUGGGUGACGAUAUCUGUAAGGUGCCCUGUGAGCCCCUCAUGUACCCUCAUCUUCAAGUCCGAGUGUUGGAGACCGACCAGGGCUUCUGGUCUCUGUGCACAGGUAGCCCCUGCUGCUGGGCCCCAGACUGUGAGUUGGAUAGGAAGGAACAGAGGCCAAUCCUGGCUUUUCUGGAAUUCAUUUCCUUGGCUUGAAUGUUGAGCUUCUGGAGCUUUCUCACAUGGGUCUCCUCCCUUCCUCUUACCCUCAGGCUCCCAAGGCUAGUGUGAACAGUUGUCUUUGAGUGGGGAUAACGACAGGAGUCCUUAGUUCACGCUCCUCCCGACCCAAGACUCUCUGUGUCACUCCCCCGUCGUUUAUCCUGGCUGUUUCUCUGCAGGCUUUGGAGGCCCGCCUGCAGGUUCCUUGCGUUUGCUGCCCGGGUGCAGGACAGGAGAGCAGCGAUGUUGGCACAAGUGAUGGAUUUGGUCACUGCUCUCUCUGUGACUAUGCUAGAAGUCCUGCCCUGAGGAUGGCAAAAUGAGUGACCUUGGUUUUCAAGUUGUUCCUUGUUUUACAAGCCCACUGGCAGGCACUUAGGUUCAAGGGCCCCACCUACUUUUGGGCGGGGAGGCACUGUUGGUUCUGUUGCCCAGGGUUCUACUGUUGCGUCUCCUUUCUCUCUGUUUCUUUGUUCAGCGAAGACAGUCCAAAGGAGAUGAUUUUUGCCCCCGACCCCACUCCUUGGCUGGGGGGGGCGGGGUACUUGAAUCCCAUCAGCUCAGCCAACCAAGUGACUGCUCUUCAUUCUCAGAUGGCCUGUGCCCUUUCUGAGGGCUCUCCAUGGCCCCAGGCCCUAAGCCACCUUCACAUCUCUAAACCCUUGGCCCCAGUCUCUGGUCUUCUGGUGGGUGCAGCCUACAGUGUAGUCCAGAACACCCUGGCUCUGGCCAGCGCUCUGGAAUGAGGCAAGGAGUCUUUGCUUAUUUUCUGGUUUUUGUCGUUUUGUCUAGAGUAAACCCUUGCCACUGGGUGACAGCUGGAACCCAUCUCCUCCUCAUCCACCUAGGGGAUGACAAGGGAAGGUGGGGGUUCUACUGUGGGAGGAGCUAUACCUACAAGAGGCAGAAGCAGGGUUAUUACGAAGAUGCUUCUGUGGGCUUCCAUGAUGACGGGAGGCCUUUCCAUCUCAGUUCCUUCAGACUGGGUCUCAGAGGGGCCCCCAUCUGCCACUCCCUCUCUCUGGGGCAAGGCUUGGGUGGGAUAGGAUCCUAUAGAAUAAGGUUUGGGUUGCCCCCCUUUUCCCUUUCCUCAGACACUUUCCACUGCUCUUGGCGGGUGCUCCUUCAUGGAAGAUGGUAAUGGAAAACAGAUACUGCUCUCUGCCCCUCUGGCUUCUUCAGUUCGUUCCACUGAUUCUACAUAGGAUUGUCCUCUGUCCUUGAGGAUCCAGGUCACUGCCAGGGGCUGAAUAGAUGUCCCAGUUAUUUCCAUAUGUUAUGUCUAAGAGGCUUUGAAGGAGGCUCUUAGCUUCACAUCCUUUAGUAUCGGGAGAGUCUAUUGUGAUGAUGAUGGUGAUGGUACCUGACAUUUGGAUGACUCAGGAUAGGGCUAACCCUUCCUCCUAACCUUUACAAAAGUACGUUAUUUGCCUUCUACCUUUGAUAUACUUGGUGGUAGAGAAGGGGAACGGAGAAGGCAAUGGCAGCCCACUCCAGUGUUCUUGCCUGGAGAAUCCCAGGGAUGGGGGAGCCUGGUGGGUUGCCGUCUGUGGGGUUGCACAGAGUCGGACACGACAGAAGCAACUUAGCAGCAGUAGCAGCAGAGAAGGAGAAGUGCUUAAAGAUGAAGAUCCAAGUGAAGAGAAGUUAAUAAGCUGCUUGGACCCAUUGCUGAGUUGGGCACCCGGCUCUAGGACUGAAGGCAUUGGCUCUGUUCUCUGUUCUGCUUUUGCUGUCUGACCUUGGACUUGUCUCUUAGUCCCUCUCAGGUUUCCUUCCUGUAAGAGCAGCUGUCACCUGCUCCCCUCACAAGGGCAAAAAAGCGUGCAUCAGAGCAGGUCCGAGAAGCCCAUGGCUCCCGGCCAGCACACAGGACAAACUGCUGAAGUUGACGGUGCGGUCCCCACCACCUUUGCCUCUAGGGGACUUGCCUACUUCCUCUGGCUUCUGGAAGAGGCAAGAUUUGGAGUUGGCCUAAUGACUAAUGGGGACCGUGGUCAGGCACGUGCUCUUCUGCUGUAUUUAUAUGGCACCUGGUGUUUAGAAGCAUCACUCCUAAUUCCCCCACUUAAGUUGUUAGGCUGAUCAUCCUACCAUGAGUGUCUUAUGGAGCAGGAAGUGGGAGACAGGGAGCUGGAAGCAGCACCAAAAUGAUGAUUUAGGGCCUCUCGUUUCUUUGAGUCAUUUCCCAGAGUCUGAUGUGUUUUGAGGCCGGAGUCAGGCCACUUCCUGAAACUAUCUUUAGGAAAGGGUCUGCUAGCCCAUGGGACACAUGUCAUGGUGGGGGCUUCAUCACAAGACUGCUUUUCCCUUAGACCACAGGUGCUCAGGACACAAGUCACCCCAAGAGCAUCUAGGCCUGAUACCGUGUCAGCAUUCUUGCUUACAGCACCCUGUGGGAGACUCCUUCCCGCCCCCUCCCCUAGAAGGAAGGAACCCCAUCUUGAGCAUUCCUAACUCUUCAAAGUACAGAGCAGCGGGUAUUAAAGGACAGCUGUGAGUGGUACCUGCAGGGUUGGUAUGUCCAUGCGGGUGUGGCAGGCCCCUCUGUAAAUGCAGACCCUUGACCAUUUCCACACUUGUCUCAUUUAGCCCACCUCUUUGACUCAGGUGUGUGAAGGCAGGUCAGAAACACUGUUGUCUCUUAAAGAAUUUCGGGGAGAGGGAAGGUGCUGCUGCUUCUGUAGUGCCAGGCUCUUGCGAGGUCUCUGCCGGAGACUGUGGACGGGGGUUGGGGGAAAGCCACCCAUGAUGCCUUGUAAGGGAACGGGCGGCAGGAAACUGGUGAUCAGAGCUACCCACCCACUAGUGUGAUGUCACACACGUCUCUCCCUCUCUCUGGAUCUCUGAGCCCAGCUGUGAGCCCAGGGUGAUGCUGCCUUCCCCACCUGUAGCACGAGACCCUUCUAGCUUGAAAGUCUGUAGGUCCCAGGGCCCCUGGUCCAGCACUGAUAAGCCUCCCCUGGCUGGGUUGCUUCCCUUUGUGGAGGACUGUGUGUGUGUGUGUGUGUGUUUGAAAGUCAAAUAUUGGCGCACUUGUGUGGUUUGACUGACUAGACCACCUGCUUCUCUCCUUGGCUUCAGGCCUGAGAUGCCUACUUGUCAAGUCACAGCUAUUAUGAGGAACACAUUCCCAAAUGUCUCUCUUUGGUCAGACGUAUCAUUAUUUUCUUAGAUCAGGAAUUCAAAUGAGUAAAACUCCACAUCAGAAGGGGAAACCCUCUGCUGCUUCCAGGGAGGCCUCAUUCCCUGGCUCUGCCCUGGCCUUGCUGCCCAGCACCCACCACCGCAGUCACUGGCAUUGGAAGGGCAGGAGGCAGAAACUGGAGUCCUGGCUGAUUAAGGCUAAUUAACAGGGUUGGGGGGGGGGGUAGGUGUCUAAUUAGCCUGACCUGGCCCUGCGCUUCUAGUUGGCCCUAUGGCCUGGGUGAGCCUCACAUUUGCUUAUUUUCCAUUUGUCCCACUGCACUAUUGACAGGCUUCACUCCUCCUUUGUCCAUUUCAGAUCUUGGGCCCUAGGGGAGCACCCUGGCCUCCAGAGGCUGCUCAGGGAGCUGUGAUUUCCUCUUCUGAAGGUUGGGCUACUCCAUGAUCUGGAGCCAGUAGGACUGGUCCUUCCUGAUUCUUCUUGGCUGUGGUUCUCUGCAUCUCCCGCCCAUGGCCUGGCUUUGGGUCUUUCACUCAUGACCACAGCUGGAAAUAGAGAGGUGUCUCAGGGCCCAGCUGUUGGCAGAGCCAGGAGCUUGUCUACUCCUGUCUUUGUUUCUUUUGGAAACAGAGUUGCCUUUCCCCUGACCCAGUCUCCCUCCUGACUGGUCUGAUCCACCCUCCCUGCAAACACCCACAAUCUAGUUUUUCCCGCCUGAUGGGCAGGCGUGAAUCUGGCAACUAGAUAGGAGUCUCAGGACGGACACCAGAGUACAGUGCCAGAGGUUCAGAGACAGGCCUUUCCUGUUGAUUGUGUUGGGUGGACGUCCAGGAAAUCAGAACCCAGAGGUCGGAUUGGUUUACCUAGAGGGGUCCUGGUGGAUGAUGGCCCCACAGAGAUAGUGGUCUUUCUCUACACUUCCUGAAGUGUAAAACCAAGUUUCAUAAGUAUUGGGUUAGCCAAAAAGCUAGUUAGGGUUUUUCCAUAAAAUACAGAAAAUGUGAACAAACUUUCUGGCCAGUCCAAUAACCUGUUGCCUGUGUUCCUGAAAUCCUUCACAUCUAACUACUUGCUUUGAGAGAUAUGACAUUUAAAAAAUUUUUUGAUUUUAUGUUCAUCAUGAAUUUUUCAUUAAUUUCAAUUUUUGAAAGUACUGCUUUGAAAUAUGAUUCAUCGGGAUAGCAGAGGGUUGUUUUGGUGUUUUUUGUGACCCCCUUAAAUUUUAUCCAAGGCGAAUUGCCCCACCUUAUCCUGGCCUCAGCUCUGUUUGCCCCUCACCUGAACACGCUGAGGGCAGACCUGUGAGGUAGGCUUGGAUCUUUUCUGGUCUUCCUUCCUUUCAGGUUCUGAGUUGGGUGGUGACCCUGGAAGUGUCUGCAUAGGAAUGUGUUGACUUAACAGCAGUGAGACACCGAGGGCAGUUUUCAGCCUUGGCCCUGUGGCUGGGGUGACUUUUCCUGGAUGUCCCCUAGCUGCCUGUCAGCCUCUCUGAAACCCUGAGGCCGCUUAGAGGAGGGCAUGUGUAAAGGGAAGGGAUUAUAGUGGGAAGGAUGCUUUCAAGUCUCCAUCUGAAAACUCUAGGACAUCUCUGAACCUGCAAAGAAGUGAAUAAACCGUUUUCCCAGUUCCAGAAAGGACCAAAAUGGACAGAGGCAUUUUUACUCUCUUCCAUAGGCACUCUACUGCCUGGCGCUCAGUGACCUUCAUAAUGUCAGCCAUCACGUCACCUCCAUCGGUAUCCUUUUCGCUACUGUUAUUAUUCUCUGUCAUCUUUAUUUUACUCUCAUCAUUUAUCUUUCCCUCCAGUUCCAGAGGCCAUGCUGGCUAUGGCUCUUUGCUUCAUCACUGUCAGAAUGAGGCAUGGGUUCAUCCUGGUCUGGGUGUGAGGACUAAUAAUAAAUUAUGUGAAACCAUUAUAUUUCUUCUAGAUGAGUGGUGCUGUCCUGAAAGUGUAUAUUUUUUCUUUUCUUUUCUUUCUUUUUGACUCACUUACCCUGGGGGUGGGGUGGGAGUAUAUUACCUCCAGCUAAGAAUGUGGAAACCGAGGCUCAGAUGGUUAUAGGCCCAAGGUCACACAGCUAGGAAGGAGUGUUGCUGAUCUGUUGGCUCCAAAGUCAUCUCUUGUUUUCUCCUGAGCACAUUUUAGGCCACUGUUUAGACACUCUGGGGUAAAGUCAGCCUAGCUUAGGUCCACCAUGGCUCUGAGAUGGUUCUCUAUCCAAGGAGGAGUUGUCCUGUGACCAAUCUACCACCAGCCUCUGAGACUGGAGACACCCAACAGGGCUUGCAAUCUCCCUGGAGCUCAGUUGACCUCCUCUCUGCGCCUGCUACUUCUUCUCCAUCGUUUCCUCUUGAUGAUUGUUCAGGGGGUGUUGAAUAUGUCAAUUGCGUAGCUCUUCUCCCAGGAUCACCAAAAGCCUGUGGGCUCUCGCUUCUUUUUCCAGCCCACAGGUGCCCCAUGACUGACCACUCUUUACCGCAGCUUUGACCCACAUCCCUCUGGGUCUCUCAAAUUUGGAAGCCUUAUUGUAGCUCCUCUUGCGAACUUGAAAUCAGGCUUUUGUCUUUUUAUUGUAUCAGAUCACAUGCCCUUGUUACCCAGUUGUGGCAAAGAAGGAAGGUGAUGAACUUGUCCACUUCUUCCUCUAAUCUUCCUUACUACCAACGCUAAACACACACACUCAUGCUCACACAGUCACACUCUCACACUCACACACAUGUUCACACACACAUACACACAGAUUUAGUCUGAGACUGUAUCAGUAUUUUCUAGGGAGGUUAAGGAAAGGAGCUGGAGAUGGGUUUUAUUUUACUCACAGAAAACCUUUCUUUGGGAUUUUCCUCCCCAUUAGAGCCUUUGAGUCUGGGUAAAAUGGAAGUUCACAUACCCCCCUGGUCUUGUUCCUUUGUGUGUAGCUCCUAAUUUUCAUUCCCAGGCCUUCCCUGCUCCAGCGUCCUGUCCAUGUGUGCUGACCCUGUGUCCUUGAAUUCCCAUUUUGCUUUGGGAUUUAAGUUAUUGUAAUUUGUCAACAAUAUUUAAAAAUAGAAAAGUCCUGAAGGAAACUUAUCAGGUUCUUUUCUUUGGCUUUUUUUUUUUUUCAAGGUACUGUAAAUUGUUAACUAGGGAUGCCAAGCAGGCUUGGUUCAAUGGCUAAACCUCUUAUCAUAUUACAGCGUAAGGCUGAUCUCAGCCUGGUCUCACCACCAGAGCACACACAGACUUGAAUAAAACUGUUACAAUCAUGA
Molecule: messenger RNA, 11466 nt
Organism: Bubalus bubalis (water buffalo)
Lineage: Eukaryota; Metazoa; Chordata; Mammalia; Artiodactyla; Bovidae
Gene: MAP3K9
Product: mitogen-activated protein kinase kinase kinase 9
Exons: 12
Coding region: 392-3703 (1103 amino acids)
Biological process (GO): protein phosphorylation
Molecular function (GO): protein binding; ATP binding; JUN kinase kinase kinase activity
Source: RefSeq, a predicted model, not a curated record